AUGUUAAAGCAGAGAGUAAUAAAAAAGGUACCGGGUUUGUUGAGCUUAUGGGUGGCUUGGUUCACUAAGCGCAUCCUCUCACGUAACAUAAACAACUUCUGGGCCCUGCGGGAAAAGCAAAGUCACUCUUACACUGUCAAGAAGCUCUUAAGGUGUCGUGAUUUGGCAUUCAGUUGGAUAAAAGCCAAACUAGGAAAUGGUAGAAAUACCAUGUUCUGGUUUGAAAAUUGGACUCCUUUCGGCGGGAUCAAAGACUUCCUUCGCUUGCCUUCGUCCUCCUUCCUUGGCACGCGACAGAAUGCAACUGUCUCAGACAUCAAUCAUAAUGGCGCCUGGUCUCUCCCCAGCCCACGCUCAGAAGAACAACUUGCUCUUCAGACCCAUCUAACGACGAUAACUCUCUCCACGGAUGAGGACUCUUACAUAUGGUCACCUGAGGACAAACAAUUACCAAGUUACUCCACGGGUAUGAUCUACAAACUAAUAACACUUCACAAACCUCAGGUACCUUGGUAUACUGCGGUUUGGACUACAAAGGGAAUACCAAAGCAUAACUUCCUUGCUUGGAUGAUGGUACUAAACCGAUGCCCAACGAAAGACAUGAUUCUAAGUUGGGGACUUCAAACAAACCCGAACUGCCUCCUCUGCAACAACGCCGUAGAGUCAAGGGACCAUCUCUAUUUUGUCUGCCCAUUCUCUUUUGAAGUUUGGGAAGCUCUUGCGAUCAAAUCUGGCUGCCAUCCGGUAAGACAAUGGUCACAUUCUCUCACUACAAUGCAAUCACUCGCUCUCCCAAAGCACCAGAAGCUCUUAUCCUUACUAUCGUGGCAAUCGACAAUCUAUCUCCUUUGGACUGAAAGAAAUCACAGACUCCACCGACAACAGUUCCAUCAGUCAAGCACGAUCAUCACUAACGCGACCUCUAUGAUCAAGAACCAGGUAUCCUCUCUUAGGAACUCAAGCCCUAGACUCUACUUCCUCAUGAUGCUAUACUGGUUAAGAGACUAG
This is a messenger RNA of Brassica napus (rape), 1008 nucleotides long. RefSeq lists its product as uncharacterized. The record is from RefSeq and is a predicted model, not a curated record. Bases 1 to 1008 code for a protein of 335 amino acids. The transcript has a single exon. Lineage: Eukaryota; Viridiplantae; Streptophyta; Magnoliopsida; Brassicales; Brassicaceae.